AGAGAGAGAGCUAAGUUCGGUGCCAGACACAGCGAGGGACAGAAGUCGAUUUCCCGGCCUUUCAUCGCAAGCAACAUUCGAUUGCAUUUCCCAAACACUCAUCCCGUGUAAAACCACCUCACUUUACAUCCACAAUGGCCGUCUGGGAAGGAAAGAAGUACAAGAUGGAGAAGUCGGAGGGAUUCGAUGACUACAUGAAGGCUCUCGGUGUCGGCAUGGUGCUUCGCAAGCUUGGCAACAGCAUCUCGCCCACGGUGGAGCUCGUGAAGAACGGUGACGAGUACACGUUCAACACGCUGUCCACCUUCAAGAACACGACGAUCAAGUUCAAGCUGGGCGAGGAGUUCGAUGAGGAAACCGUCGAUGGACGUAUGGUCAAGUCGGUCUGCACCUUCGAUGGCAACAAGCUGAUCCACGAGCAGAAGGGCGAGAAGCCGACCACGAUCGUGCGCGAGUUCACUGCCACCGAUCUGACCGCCACCAUGACUGCCGGCAACGCCAAGUGCGUCCGCUACUACAAGGCCGUCUAAGAAGGACCGACCGACCGAGCGAGCGAGCUUCUUCGCCGGAGCAACUACACUCGAUCUGUGACCGAGUGGACCUUUGCUUUACCAUCAGGACAUCACAUUUCCAGCAUCAUUCGCAUUUAGAUUCUACUGCAUGGAGAGGACGUAGCAACUAACAGACUAAACGGAGAAACACACACAGACACAGAGCCCUUGCGGGUGAGGAGCCUGCAGACGUGCGGUUGCAAAAGGAUGUGUGCGUGCGUGUGUGACUGUAUUUAUAAGAGACCAUCGCGGUGUGGUCGUGGAACGCGUGUGUACGUGUGUGCGUGUGCACGUACCGAAGAAGCGAACAAUAGCGGUAGUGCGUUUUGCUCAUUUGCGAUCGUUUAUGUAUAUAUUUCGUACGAAAUAUUAUGAUUUGAUCAUAAUCCUCAAUCCUUGUUUGUGUUGCUCAUUCACCAAUCGUCAAGAAUAAAAAGACCAAGCUUAAACGAA
Molecule: messenger RNA, 1004 nt
Organism: Anopheles merus
Lineage: Eukaryota; Metazoa; Arthropoda; Insecta; Diptera; Culicidae
Product: probable fatty acid-binding protein
Exons: 2
Coding region: 135-530 (131 amino acids)
Biological process (GO): fatty acid transport
Cellular component (GO): nucleus; cytosol
Molecular function (GO): fatty acid binding
Source: RefSeq, a predicted model, not a curated record